Sphenostylis stenocarpa is the source of this 1224-nucleotide messenger RNA. The record is from the annotation of a GenBank genome assembly. Lineage: Eukaryota; Viridiplantae; Streptophyta; Magnoliopsida; Fabales; Fabaceae.
AUGAAUUGUUCCGUGCGGCGACUGUUUAGCAGGAGGGAUUCUUCCAUUUCCCCUCUCCUUCUUCUUCUCCGUUCCUACGCCACUCGCAAGUCCAAACCCACCCCACCGGAGAUUCCUUUUCAGCCCAAACUUGCAAACGCCGUCAACCUCAUCGGUCAGCUCCUCACGCCACUUCAAUUCCACCACUAUCCCGACGGCAACGCCUGGGCUGCCGCCGUCAUCACGCGCCAAGAAUCUCCUUCUUCUCCUUUCCUCUCGAUUCCGCUUAUAUUUGAGGGUGAUCUCGCUCACACUGCUAAAUGUCAUCUCAAACAGAAUGAUUUCAUCCACAUUGCUGGGCAACUCACCUCUCAUCCUCAUCCUCCACAAUUCCAGCUACUCCAACAUCAAACCCAUUUCCAGGUUAUGGUGCAAACCCUCAACUUUGUCCAAGGAUAUCCCAAACUCAACACUACUUCCGCAUCAAUACUUCCUUUCUCUCAAAAUGAGGAGCAUGACAUCAAUCCAUCAAGGAAGAGUAUCCAUGCAAAUCAGAGUAAGGAGCUUGACAUAGACAACUCCUGGAAGGAUCUCCUUGAUAACCCCAUUGAAUGGUGGGAUCUUCGUUCAACAGAGGAGAAUCCAAAAGGUGCAGCUUUUGAAAGAAAGACAAAUGGUGAAUUACUCUUUAUCACUAGCUCAACUCCCAAAUGGCUUGAAGACAAACUAGAGUCGGUGACACUUGAUCUGAAGCCUGAACCAAAACACUCAAUAUCCAGUGCUAAGAAAAAGCCAGAUUCUUCAAUGAGUUCUUGGACAGACCUUCUAGAUAAUCCAAAGCAGUGGUGUGAUUUCCGUGACAGCAAACAAAAUGGAUUGGUAAAUCCGAAGUACCCUGAUUUCAAGCGCAAGGAUGGCAGUGUUUCCCUCUGGCUUAACAAGGCUACAACAUGGGUUUUACCCAAACUGAAAGGGCUUGAAUUUGAUGUUCCGGUUGUUAAAUCCAAAAAGGCAAAGGACGGUAAAGGUGGUGAUGUGUCCUGGAAUGAUUUGGUGCAAAAUCCGGCUAAAUGGUGGGAUAAUAGAUCAGAUAAGAGGAAUGAAAAAGCUCCCGAUUUCAAGCACAAGGAAACUGGUGAAGGGCUGUGGCUUAAUUCUUCACCAAGUUGGGUGUUAGAAAAAUUGCCACCUGUGAAGCCUAAACAAAGGGUAGAAACUGGCGUGAAACAGACACUGGUUUCAUAA